CCGCGGCCCGGCCAUGGCGGGCGCGGGGCCGGGGGUCUACGCGGCCGAGUUCGUGCCGCCGCCCGAGUGCCCGGUCUUCGAGCCCAGCUGGGAGGAGUUCACCGACCCGCUGAGCUUCAUCGGCCGCAUCCGCCCGCUGGCCGAGAAGACGGGCAUCUGCAAGAUCCGCCCGCCCAAGGAUUGGCAGCCUCCGUUUGCCUGUGAAAUAAAAAGUUUCCGUUUCACUCCUCGGGUACAGCGCCUGAAUGAACUUGAGGCAAUGACCAGAGUGAGACUGGACUUCUUAGAUCAACUAGCAAAAUUUUGGGAACUCCAGGGUUCUACAUUGAAGAUUCCUGUGGUGGAGAGAAAGAUCCUGGAUCUGUAUUCUUUGAGCAAGAUUGUUGCCAGCAAAGGAGGUUUUGAAAUGGUCACCAAGGAGAAGAAAUGGUCUAAAGUGGGAAGCCGCUUAGGAUAUCUGCCAGGAAAAGGAACUGGGUCUCUUUUGAAGUCACACUAUGAAAAAAUUCUCUACCCAUAUGAGCUUUUCCAAUCUGGUGUCAGUCUUAUGGGUGUACAAAUGCCUAAUUUAGAUCUUAAGGAAAAAGUGGAGCCUGAGGUUCUUGGCACUGAUGUCCAAACAUCCCCAGAGCCUGGUACAAGAAUGAACGUUCUGCCGAAGAGAACAAGACGUGUCAAGUCUCAGUCAGAAUCUGGAGAAGUGACUCGAAACACAGAACUGAAAAAACUUCGAAUUUUUGGGGCUGGUCCUAAAGUUGUGGGCCUGACUAUGGGAACAAAAGAUAAAGAAGACGAGGUCUCCCGAAGACGAAAAGUUACCAACAGGUCAGACGCAUUUAACAUGCAAAUGAGACAACGGAAAGGAACUCUCUCUGUUAACUUUGUUGAUCUCUAUGUUUGUAUGUUUUGUGGUCGGGGAAAUAAUGAAGAUAAGCUGCUUUUAUGUGAUGGAUGUGAUGACAGUUACCAUACGUUUUGUUUAAUUCCCCCACUACCGGAUGUGCCCAAGGGAGACUGGCGGUGUCCUAAAUGCGUUGCUGAGGAAUGUAAUAAACCUCGAGAAGCCUUUGGAUUUGAACAAGCCGUGCGGGAGUAUACACUUCAGAGCUUUGGAGAGAUGGCAGAUAAUUUUAAGUCUGAUUAUUUCAAUAUGCCAGUUCAUAUGGUUCCCACUGAAUUAGUGGAAAAAGAAUUCUGGCGGCUGGUGAGCAGCAUAGAAGAAGAUGUUAUUGUAGAAUAUGGAGCUGAUAUCUCCUCAAAAGAUUUUGGCAGUGGAUUUCCUGUGAAGGAUGGCCAGAGAAAAAUGCUACCAGAAGAAGAGGAAUAUGCACUUUCUGGUUGGAACUUGAAUAACAUGCCUGUCCUGGAACAGUCUGUUCUUGCCCAUAUUAAUGUAGACAUCUCUGGUAUGAAGGUGCCGUGGCUCUACGUGGGGAUGUGUUUCUCUUCUUUUUGCUGGCAUAUCGAAGAUCACUGGAGUUACUCAAUCAACUAUUUGCACUGGGGGGAGCCAAAGACAUGGUAUGGAGUGCCGUCUCAUGCUGCAGAGCAGCUGGAGGAGGUGAUGAGGGAGCUGGCCCCCGAGUUAUUUGAAUCCCAGCCUGAUCUCCUACAUCAGUUAGUCACCAUUAUGAACCCCAAUGUGCUAAUGGAACAUGGUGUACCUGUGUACAGGACCAAUCAGUGUGCUGGCGAGUUUGUUGUGACGUUUCCUCGUGCCUAUCACUCUGGAUUUAAUCAGGGUUACAACUUUGCUGAAGCUGUGAACUUCUGUACUGCUGACUGGUUACCCAUUGGACGUCAGUGUGUUAAUCAUUACCGACGGCUAAGACGCCACUGUGUCUUUUCACAUGAGGAACUCAUUUUCAAGAUGGCAGCAGAUCCAGAAUGCUUAGAUGUUGGACUGGCUGCCAUGGUCUGCAAAGAAUUGACUCUCAUGACUGAAGAAGAGACACGGUUAAGAGAGUCUGUUGUACAAAUGGGUGUCCUGAUGUCAGAAGAAGAAGUAUUUGAACUUGUUCCUGACGAUGAACGACAGUGUUCAGCAUGCAGAACCACAUGCUUUCUCUCUGCUCUCACAUGCUCCUGUAAUCCUGAGCGACUUGUUUGUCUCUACCAUCCAACGGAUCUGUGCCCCUGCCCCAUGCAGAAGAAAUGUCUUAGAUACCGCUACCCGUUAGAAGAUCUUCCUUCUCUGUUAUAUGGUGUGAAAGUCAGGGCACAGUCCUACGACACUUGGGUCAGUCGUGUUACAGAAGCGUUGUCUGCCAACUUCAGCCACAAGAAAGACUUGAUUGAAUUACGGGUAAUGCUGGAAGAUGCUGAGGACAGGAAAUACCCAGAAAACGAUCUGUUUCGGAAACUUAGGGAUGCUGUUAAAGAAGCUGAGACCUGUGCUUCUGUGGCUCAACUGCUUUUGAGCAAAAAGCAGAAACACAGGCAGAGCCCAGAGAGUGGGAGGACUCGGACCAAACUCACGGUGGAAGAACUGAAGGCCUUUGUUCAGCAGCUUUUUAGUCUGCCAUGUGUCAUCAGCCAAGCUCGACAAGUAAAGAAUCUGCUGGAUGAUGUGGAAGAAUUUCAUGAACGAGCUCAAGAGGCCAUGAUGGAUGAAACCCCAGAUUCUUCCAAGCUCCAGUUGUUGAUAGAUAUGGGGUCUAGUCUCUAUGUUGAGUUACCCGAAUUAGCUCGACUAAAGCAAGAACUACAACAAGCUCGAUGGUUGGAUGAAGUUCGACUGACCUUGUCAGAUCCACAGCAAGUCACUUUGGAUGUUAUGAAGAAACUGAUAGACUCUGGGGUGGGACUAGCACCCCAUCAUGCUGUGGAGAAAGCAAUGGCUGAACUGCAGGAGCUCCUUACGGUCUCGGAACGAUGGGAGGAGAAGGCUAAGGUCUGCCUGCAGGCCAGGCCACGACACAGCAUGGCAAGUUUAGAAAGCAUUGUAAAUGAAGCCAAGAACAUCCCAGCCUUUCUACCCAAUGUGUUGUCUCUUAAAGAAGCCUUACAAAAGGCCCGAGAAUGGACAGCUAAAGUGGAAGCUAUUCAGAGUGGCAGCAACUACGCUUAUCUGGAGCAGCUGGAGAGCUUAUCUGCUAAAGGGCGCCCUAUCCCUGUGCGUCUUGAUGCAUUACCCCAAGUAGAAUCCCAGGUGGCAGCGGCGCGGGCAUGGAGGGAACGGACUGGGAGGACCUUUCUUAAGAAGAAUUCCAGUCAUACGUUGCUCCAGGUGCUGAGUCCUCGAACUGACAUUGGUAUAUAUGGGAGUGGUAAAAACAGAAGGAAAAAAGUAAAGGAACUAAUAGAAAAAGAGAAGGAAAAGGAUCUGGACCUUGAACCUCUUAGUGAUCUGGAUGAAGGAUUGGAGGAAACCAGGGAUACAGCCAUGGUGGUGGCAGUUUUCAAAGAACGGGAGCAAAAAGAAAUUGAAGCCAUGCAUUCCCUCAGAGCAGCCAACCUAGCCAAGAUGACAAUGGUGGAUCGCAUCGAAGAAGUAAAAUUCUGCAUUUGUCGCAAGACUGCAAGUGGGUUUAUGCUACAGUGUGAGCUCUGCAAAGACUGGUUCCAUAACAGCUGUGUUCCCCUUCCUAAGUCAAGUUCCCAGAAGAAAGGAUCUAGCUGGCAGGCUAAAGAAGUUAAAUUCCUUUGCCCUCUAUGUAUGCGGUCUCGGAGGCCAAGGCUGGAGACUAUUCUGUCACUCCUGGUGUCCCUUCAGAAAUUGCCUGUCCGAUUGCCCGAAGGAGAGGCCUUGCAGUGUUUGACUGAACGUGCUAUGAGUUGGCAAGACAGAGCCCGGCAGGCCCUAGCCACAGAUGAACUGUCCUCUGCCCUGGCCAAACUCUCUGUGUUAAGCCAGCGUAUGGUAGAACAGGCAGCUCGAGAAAAAACAGAAAAGAUUAUCAGUGCAGAACUCCAAAAAGCAGCUGCCAACCCAGACUUACAGGGACACUUACCUAGUUUCCAGCAGUCUGCUUUUAAUCGUGUGGUGAGCAGUGUUUCUUCUUCCCCUCGACAAACAGUGGACUAUGAUGAUGAAGAAACAGAUUCUGAUGAGGACAUUCGGGAGACAUAUGGCUAUGACAUGAAGGACACAGCCAGUGUGAAGUCCUCUAGUAGUCUGGAACCCAAUCUUUUUUGUGAUGAAGAGAUUCCCAUCAAGUCUGAGGAGGUGGUGACUCACAUGUGGACAGCACCUUCAUUCUGUGCAGAACAUGCUUAUUCCUCUGCUUCUAAGAGUUGUUCUCAAGUUUCUAGCACUCCACGGAAACAACCCCGGAAAAGCCCUUUGGUACCUCGAAGUUUGGAGCCUCCAGUGUUGGAGUUGUCACCUGGAGCUAAAGCACAAUUAGAAGAACUUAUGAUGGUUGGAGAUCUCCUAGAGGUAUCUCUCGAUGAGACUCAGCAUAUAUGGCGGAUUUUGCAGGCCACACACCCACCCUCUGAAGACAGAUUCCUGCAUAUUAUGGAGGAUGACAGCAUAGAAGAAAAACCAUUGAAAGUUAAAGGAAAAGACUCUUCAGAGAAGAAACGGAAACGGAAGCUAGAAAAGGCGGAACAGCUUUUUGGAGAAGGAAAACAGAAGUCCAAGGAAUUGAAGAAAACGGAUAAACCCAAAAAGAAGAAAUUAAAAUUAAAUGCAGAAAAAUCAAAAGAACUGAACAAGCUGGCCAAGAAAUUAGCUAAAGAAGAAGAGAGGAAGAAAAAAAAGGAAAAGGCUGCUGCAGCCAAGGUUGAAAUUGUAAAAGAGAACACUGAAAAGAAGAGAGAGAAGAAAGUGCUGGACAUCCCCUCCAAGUACGACUGGUCAGGAGCUGAGGAGUCUGACGAUGAGAACGCUGUGUGUGCGGCACAGAACUGCCAGCGGCCCUGCAAGGACAAGGUAGACUGGGUACAGUGUGAUGGUGGCUGUGAUGAGUGGUUUCAUCAAGUUUGUGUGGGUGUAUCUCCAGAAAUGGCUGAAAAUGAAGAUUACAUCUGUAUAAACUGUGCAAAGAAGCAAGGGCCAGAUAGCCCAGAUCAAGCACCACCUCCUUCCUUCCUAAUGAGCUACAAACUACCAAUGGAAGAUCUUAAGGAGACUAGUUAGCAGAUGCUAGGUUAGCCUGGGACUUGGGGGAAAAUGGACCACAUUGAGACCUUAGUCACCAAUGAGAGUGGUUUAGAUCCACUCGGAACAUUGCUUCCAAAGACAAAUGGCGUACAGAGAAAGUCCUCUUGGCUGACUUCCUCUUUGCAUGGAAUGUGUGACCUACAUUCUCUAUCAGCACAUCUAUGCAUAGGGUGUCUUCUUUGGUACUGCGGCCGAUAACUGCGAUUCAUGUCUCCUUAGAGUGUGUUUUGCUGUGCUAAGGCCAGGCAGGCAUUUGACUCAGCUCAAGGGUGACUGGUUGGCAUUGAUAAGUUGGUGUGCUAGCAGGGCACGCAGGAUGUGGCUUAUGGCCAGUUGAUAGUAGAAGUUUACAGCCAAGGGGCAGUACCAUCUGAUGGUGCUGAUUUCUUGGGUCUCCAUUGGCUAGUUGGAGAGGAGUACUUUCAGAGUACCACUUUCCUUCCACUGUUGUUGCUUGGCACUUAAUAUCCUUCUGAUUCAAUUAGGAGAGGAACAAGGAUGAACACUGCUACUGUUAGAACGGUUGAGACGGUAGCACUGUUGGGAGUCCUUAGUUCCUUGUGCUUGUUUGCACCCAGAAGAAAAUCCCAAGUGAGAGGCAGAUUAGUUUAUCUACCUGAGCAGGAGAAUGUAAUCUAGCUGAGAAACCUGACUAGAUUGCGUUCUGGAAAGAAGAGCUUUUCUUAUUUCAAGGCAAGAAUCUUUGAGAAGCCUUGCUCUCUUGGGUCUGCAUACCAGAGAAGAGAGCAGGGCCAUGGAUCCAGGCUUCUGCAACAGAAAAAGAAGACAAGUCAGAAUGUUGUACUGAGCCGCAGCAAUGCAUGCUUUUCGGGGAACCUUCAUUCACACGUAUACCAGAUAACCACCAGGCUUCAGGCAUGGCCAUGAGCAGCAAGACCAGCAAGUAACAGCUUUUGCCUUGCAGCCCUGACCCCAGUGUCUACUGUUUGCGAUACUGGCAGUUUCUGGUUGUGACCCACAGCAGAUGCUGUUGACUAACACCACGGCUUCAUCAGAGAAUGUGAGGUUGUCGUACCUCUGGGUGAUGAAGUUGUUUUAGUAAAUCCAUUUUUUUAAAAAGGACUUGUUUUUACUUUUUUCUAAAUGUCUCUGACUACUGACUGUUCUAUAAAUAGAUUAUUUUUCCUUUUUUAAUAUACAUAUAUGAAUAUAUAAAUAUAUAUUUACUGUUACCAGCAGCAUAUGACAGUUUCAGCAUCGAAAAUUCAUUUGGGGCUUCCUUUCUCUUGCAUUUUAAUAAUAAAACAAAAAAAAAAUCCCAUUCCUUCCUUGUAGUACAAGGAGUUAGCGCUUCCUUCUCCAUGCUAGUCUGAUGAGAUUUUUCCACCUUAUUUUUGUCCUGAUAGAUAGUCAUAUUUCCUUCAUGUGUUGGAACUUGUCCCUGUCUGUUGGGAAACAGUUUUAUUGUAUCUUGUGAUGGCUGUUUUGUAUGUGAAUGUUUGAAACUAUGGUGCUGUGUCUUCCUCCCUCCUGUUCUCUGUUCUUGUUAAGGUGUUAGGUAAGCUGUAUGAAAACUCUUCCUAGAAGGGGACUCCCUCCCCCCCUUUUUUUUUUAAAGGGGGGAACCUAACUCACUAAAAAGUGUUUUGUCUUCACUGUCCCGUGUCCCUUUGUUUUGGUUUAACAUUCUGUGGUUUCACUUAAAUACAUCGGUUUCUUUUCUUUGAAAGGGGAGAAAGCAGGGCCUAAAGGACAGUCUCGGACCUCUGGGCCUUUCGCCCCUCUCUCUUUUAAAGAAAUGUCUUCUAGUAACUAGAAGUGAAAUGUACUGUCCAGUUACAGUUUGAGUGGGUAUGAGAUUUAACUCAAAAGGCAUCUAUUAAAAAAACAAAAGGCAAAUGAUUUCCUGUAAAAUCCAGUUUCUGUAAAUGCUUUUUCUCUACACUUCAUGCAAGUCUAGUCACUCUUCUGCAACUCAAAACAUUUCAGUGUUUUGGCCAGUUAGGAGUGUCCUAAAAGCUCCACUAGACAUACUCUGUCUUGAGCUUUCAUAGCGAAUAUUUGUAUGACAUAAGGCUCUCGUGGACAUUGCAAGGGUAAUUUAACAAGUUCAUGAGUUUUUGUUUUACUAAACUAUUUGAAGGUAUUAGUUAAGAAUUCCAUUGGGCGGAUGAAAGCACAAUUUUUUUUUUGCCUUUUGAUUUUUAAAAAUAUCUUAAUGCUUGUGGGUUAAAAACUGAAGAGAUUGUUACCUGGAAUACAUUCAAAAAAAGUAUUUUUCCUUCCUGGUCACCAUGAGCUCAAACAUCAUUGGAAGGCAUGAGGCUAUGAAGAAGGUGGUGGUUAGUUAAGAUAUUUUCUUUAGGGAGUAAGGUGGAUAGGUAAGGGUGGCUAAGUUUAGGUUGUAAUUUAAGUCCUAUAUAAGGUCAUCAUCUUCUGGAGACCCUAGAGAAAAAUGCAAGAUGUUCUCCUACUAUGAAUAAUUUCUUGUUUAUCUUGUAACAUUUUAAAACUUAAAUAUGUAAUUUAGUUAAUUAUAACUAAGUUAAAUAUGUAAAUUAUAUAAUUCAGCUGUGGGAUUUUCUGUAUUUAUUUGGAAGUCAUAGAGAAUUUGGUCUGUCUGAACCUCGGAUUAGACUAGGCUGAGAAGAACAGAUGGGAGAAAAUAGAAAAAAAAAACAUAAUAUGCAAAUCUCUUACAUUGGAACUGAUAAACCGAGAUUAAUCUACUUAAAAAUAAGCUAAUGUUCUAAAUAAAAUAUUGUUUUCUUUACAGUAAAUUGCUUACUUACCAUUGAUUCCAUUUUCUAGUAUUUUUAAUAUUUUGUAUUGAAACUUGGUUCUAAAUGUUUAUUUACAUUCCUAUCUCCUUGAAGUUGCAAUUCUUCACCAUUGGGAUUUUAACCUAUAUUUUCUUCGAAAGACGUUUCUUACUACCUUCGUCCUAAGCUAUUUUGGCAAAAGCUAUAGAAAGAAAAAUUAAAACUGGUAAGUCUUGAUAUCUCAAAGAGUAGCUCAUUGGAACUAUGCAAACCCCAUGUUUACAAGUACAACUUUAGCAUUCGUAACUAGCUUUUUCGUUGGGGUAAAAGUGACAUUUUUCUUCCACAUGUUUAUUUCACUUUCUGAUAGUUACUACAGACAAAGCCAUAUUGAGAUGUUGAGCCUAGAUACCCUUCCUAAAUGGCUGCAGACCAGCUUUGCACUGCAUGAUUAAAAUUUGUGCUUUGGUAAUACUCGAAAUUAUUGUAUGUCAUCCUUGGAGUAAUUGAGAAGUUAAACAAACAUUAAAUCUGUGACUCCCCACAAUCUUCUUUGUUAAAAACCAAGCAAAAUACAAUAGAUCUGUAAACUGAGAUUGAUUUUUUUUUUUUUAACCUGUGCUUCACUUCUGAUCUUCUCUGCUUUUGUCUCUAAUAAGUGUCCAAGAGAUGUCAGUGUUGUUUUUCUUAGUUUUUAGAUUCUGGAUAUGAUUUACUGCACAUACAAUAAAUUCUUUACUUUUCUAUAUUUUAAUUCUGUAGUAUAAUUGUGUGAACCUUAGCCUGCAGUUGAAUUUGAGGAUGCAAGUGAAAAUUGAGAAAGCCUUUCUGUCAUAGUAUGGGAUUAUGCACUUUUAAAAAGGAAAAAGUGACUCUAAAUUUAGAGUACGAUUUGAAAACUGUAUGUUGUGGGAAAAUUCAUCAAUUAAAGUCCCACACGUAACCAGGUUCAAUAAAAGUCUACAUAUAAAAAUCUACAUUUGAACUAGCUUUGUAUGCGUGUAAAAAGUUGCUUUUGCAAUAGAUCUUUAUAAAUUUUAUAAAGCGGGGCAAUUGACUUGCCUUUUCCUUUUUUAAACCCUUCCCCCUUUUUUUGUUUAAAGCAUAUCAUUAACUGUGGAUUGCCAUGAUACGGAUAACUUACAGCAUGAGAAGGAAAAGAACGGAUGUUAAUUUAUUUUGGGAUUGCUGUCUUCUCUCAGCUUGGACCAUACCCAGCCAUCACUAUGCAAUGAAUGAUGUGCGCUGGGAGAAGGCGCUGAUGGUUUUUUAAAGCUGUAUCCUGCUUGUAUUCACUUCCGCAAUACUCCAAGAUUUCUGAACGGGAAUGCCUUUGUAAACCUCUAGAACCCCUGUGGAUUAUUCCCUUGCGUAUUUAUUUACUUGUUAGUGACACUUAACUAUAAUAGGGGCCCUAUUUCCCAGGGUUUUUGGUGGUGCCUUAUGAAAAGUAUAACUUGAUUUCUUGUUUCAUGAGCAUGUUCUGUGUUUCUUUUGUUUUCUGAAAGAGUAUUAGAUUUGGUAGUUUACAUGAAAAAAAAUAAAAGUUUUGUGUCUUCAGGCUCA
Messenger RNA from Sorex fumeus (smoky shrew), 9399 nucleotides. RefSeq names its product lysine demethylase 5A (gene KDM5A). Gene Ontology annotation, biological process: chromatin remodeling. Bases 14 to 5086 code for a protein of 1690 amino acids. The transcript has 28 exons. Lineage: Eukaryota; Metazoa; Chordata; Mammalia; Eulipotyphla; Soricidae. Gene Ontology annotation, cellular component: nucleus. Gene Ontology annotation, molecular function: DNA binding; histone demethylase activity. The record is from RefSeq and is a predicted model, not a curated record.